UUACCAAAGGGGACGUAAAAUAAACCACGUCUCCAAUCUGACACUAAAAGAUGAUGAUUGCACUGUCCCGCGAGCGUUAGACUGAGAAUUUUAGGGUACAGUUUUACGUGUGGAAAAGUAUUUCCUUUAAUAAUGAUCAUACAUGUUUUAUAGUUAAGACAGUUUAUAUAUUUUUUUUAAUUAUUUUAGUACUAAGGAAAACCUUGUUUCCCGAAUUUAAGGAAAAGUAUUUUCACCGUUGGGAUGGUGUGACUCGGGAAAAUCGACUGGGAAAAAAGGUUCGAGAAGAAAAGUUUUAGGACGGAGCCCUUGAGCAUUUUUGUGUCGCGAGUUUUUGGUUUGACUGUAAUUUAGAGCAUUUCGGAAUGUUACCGAGACUCCAGACUUUACCGCGACUACUGACGCUCGCGCUGGCAAGCAUAUUUCUGGUGCAAAACGGAGCAAGUGACAGAGAAGUUAGACCAGAGGCAUGGCUCCAGCAGUAUGGGUAUCUCCCACCGGGUGAUGUUCGGGCUCAGGCAAUCCGCUCUCCUAAAUCCAUCACCACUGCUAUAUCUGCCAUGCAGAAGUUCUAUGGUCUCACUGUGACCGGAUCCAUGGACAAGGCUACACUCACGGCAAUGCAGCGGCCGAGGUGUGGCGUUCCGGAUAAAUUUGGCUCUGAACUGAAGAGCAACCUAAGAAAGAAACGCUACGUCAUCCAAGGCCUAAAAUGGGACAAAAGAGAGAUCACCUUUAGUAUCCAGAACUACACUCCUAAAGUUGGUGAAUAUGCCACGCAAGAGGCCAUCCGGAAGGCCUUUAAGGUCUGGGAGGCUGUGACGGCACUCAAGUUCCGUGAAAUUCCAUAUAGUCAAAUCAAUGGCAAGGUAGACAAGUUUGCAGAUAUCAUGCUCUUCUUUGCUGAGGGCUUUCAUGGAGACAGCACCCCAUUUGAUGGCGAGGGGGGUUUCCUUGCCCACGCAUACUUCCCUGGUCAUGGUAUUGGAGGAGAUACCCAUUUUGAUGCAGCAGAGCCUUGGACAACAGGCAGCUUUGAUCAGGGAGGUAAUGAUGUGUUCUUGGUGGCAGUGCAUGAAUUAGGUCAUGCUCUUGGUUUGGAACAUUCAGGCGAUCCCUCUGCCAUCAUGGCUCCGUUUUAUCAAUGGAUGGACACAGAGAACUUUGUGCUGCCUGAUGACGACAGACAGGGGAUCCAGCAAAUUUAUGGUGUUCGCGCUGGUGAAGUGCCUCAACCCCCAGCACCCCAUCCCCCGACUCGAAGGCCAGACCGCCCUUCUUUUGGCCCCGACAUAUGUGAGGGACACUUUGACACCAUUGCCUUUCUGAGAGGAGAGAUGUUUGUCUUCAAGGAGAAGUGGUUCUGGAGAAUGCGUGAUGGUAAACCUCAACAGGGGUAUCCCAUGCCCAUUGGACACUUCUGGAAGGGUUUGCCUCCCUCUAUCAAUGCAGCCUAUGAACGUUCCGAUGGAAAGUUUGUUUUUUUCAAGGGUGAUAAAUACUGGGUUUUCAGUGAGGCUAAAAUGGAUGAAGGUUAUCCAAAAACCUUCAAGGAUCUUGGCACAGGCCUCCCUAGAGACAAGAUGGAUGCAGCUGUUUUCUACACUCCCACAGGCAACACUUACUUCUUCAGAGGAAGCAAAUAUUACCGUUUUAAUGAGAAAAGCAGAUCUGUGGAUUCAGACUAUCCCAAACCUAUCAGUGUGUGGAAAGGAGUACCAGACAAUAUCAAAGGGGUCAUCAUGAGUGAGGAUGGAGCCUACACCUACUUUUACAAAGCCAAUAAAUACUGGAAGUUUAAUAAUCAGCAGCUGAAGGUGGAGCCAGGCUACCCCAAAUCGGUUCUCACUGACUGGAUGGGCUGUGAAGGUGAGGAGCCCAAGAAGAGGAGCGGAACUGACGAGGAAGUGAUCAUCAUUGAGGUGGAUGAGUCCGAGGGCGGUGCAGGUGCAGCAACCAUUGUGAUCCCUCUCUUCCUUCUGGCCUGUGUGCUUGUCACAUUGGGAGCUCUCCUUUUCUUCCGUCGCUAUGGCACCCCUCGACGCCUCCUCUACUGUCACCGCUCUCUGCUGGAUAAGGUUUAGAGAAGAACACGAAAAGCACAGAAAGACAAGAGAAAGAGGGAUGGAGGAGGAAUAAAAGGGAUACAAGUUGAUGACAUUUGGAAGGGUGUUGAAUGGGAGAAAUUGUAUUAGGAUGGAGUGAAUGUCAGACCAAGAUCAUUAUACAGGUGCACAUGGGGGAGAGAUGAAAAAAGAGAAGGAAAGGAUGUGUAUUGUAUGUUUUUCUAUUUACUUGUACUGCUCUGCCAUUAAUAAAAAGCCCUGAAUGGAGAGGGAGAUAAAAGAGUCAUUUUUACAGUUUAUCACUCAGUGGAAGCAUUGUUGUCCCCUUAGUCUUCUUUUCAAUAUACAAUCCGUCAUUCUUCCUCUCUGAAAUCUCCCUCUCCAGAACCAACUUGACUCCAGCUGCGCGGCUGUUUGAUUGACAUGUUCUAUACAUUAAUUGAUCUUCAUCUCACUUUGAUUAACUUCAUAAACUCAUUACUGAUCCAAUGCUCCCCCUUUAGUGCCUUUGUCAUUGAAUUCCUAGUUUGGGAGGAUUGAAAAUUUACCAUUCUUUCUUGUACCCUAUAAUCACCAAAUACAUCAAUAGAUUUUCACUUUUCACCCACUUCCGUGCAUGCAUAAAGUAUUUCUUGAAUGUAGAGGCCUACUGUACGUGAAAGGUCAAAGGUUUAAGGUCAAAGUUCAGGGAGAGAGGAGUCAGCUCAGCUCCUGGAGUAGGCCAGUUUUUGAUUGCACCUAUAGAGCAGAGCUCCAUCUGUUUCAACUCAAAUUGUUAAGUAAUUUGAUUAAUGACUGGCAUUGUUAUUAUAACUAUGGUUAUUGUUAUUAUUGUUCUACAUGUGUUGUCUUGCCUUUUUUAAAACUUUCCAUUUCAAGUCCUGCUGGACACAGGCAGAAUGUGACUUUUCAAAUUGCAUUCCAAUCAUUUAAUGUCAGGUUAACGGAAAAAAAAUCAGGUUUAUAUAAUAGGUAGGACUGGAGGUAAGAUUGUCUCUUUCUAAGACAUUUUCUUGCUCUCCAGCUUGUCAAGAAGAUACUAAAAGCAGCAGAAACUAAUAAAGACUUAUUUAUGAACAGUGAUGGUGCUAUGGGUUUUCUGUAUUAGGGCUUCAUACAUCAGUAUAAGAAGAUUCUUAGUAGUUUUAACAAUGAUAAUAUUAAUGAUUUUUAUAAUGAUACAAUGUAGAGGAAUGAGAUUUUUGCCUGUUUCUUACUUUUUUUGUACUGGAAAUUAAAAAGAAAUAAAGUUCCUUUUUAACAUUA
Messenger RNA from Xyrauchen texanus (razorback sucker), 3332 nucleotides. RefSeq names its product matrix metallopeptidase 14a (membrane-inserted) (gene mmp14a). Bases 366 to 2084 code for a protein of 572 amino acids. Gene Ontology annotation, cellular component: extracellular matrix. The transcript has 10 exons. The record is from RefSeq and is a predicted model, not a curated record. NCBI's taxonomy places the organism in Eukaryota, Metazoa, Chordata, Actinopteri, Cypriniformes, Catostomidae. Gene Ontology annotation, molecular function: zinc ion binding; metalloendopeptidase activity. Gene Ontology annotation, biological process: extracellular matrix organization; skeletal system development; collagen catabolic process.